Molecule: messenger RNA, 899 nt
Organism: Lineus longissimus
Lineage: Eukaryota; Metazoa; Nemertea; Pilidiophora; Heteronemertea; Lineidae
Exons: 3
Coding region: 37-888 (283 amino acids)
Cellular component (GO): extracellular region
Molecular function (GO): cytokine activity
Source: RefSeq, a predicted model, not a curated record
AGAAGGACCUGGACAUACAACUAAAUCACAGAGGUGAUGGCCGCGUUUAUUCUCCUGAAGACAUGUUUUCUGAGGAGUCUUCUUCUUACUGCGACGUUCCGAGCGAUACUAGCUGGUAGCUUUCCCGUCGAACGGCAGCUUGCCUUGCAAAACGCAGACGUCGAUGCGACGACACUGCAACCCCGAAACGACCACGUCCAAACGUCGGAGAAUGGUAGUAUCGCCAUUAGGAGUGAUGUCUUCCAUCAACACAUCUUUAGCAACAACAAGAACGCCGAUGUGGCUCACACGACUGGUAUCCGAAGCCCAGGCAAGAUUGCAAUAGGUACAUCUGGGGACAGCAAAGCAAUUCAGACGGUCGCUGACGAAAACCAGUCGAGCCGUGGAAAGAUCGUCAAUACAAUCAAAAAUGAUCGAGGGGGAAAUGUUUCCAUUGGAGAUGCCAGCCAUGUUGCCAUUGGAGAUAUUCUUGGAAGCAAGCAGCGUAAAAUAACACAAGCGACGACGAACGACGGAGUUCGACCAGCCGUUGCUACUGAAAACGAUACGGUCGACAAGAAAAACCAGGUGGUUGUGAGAGGCAGCGUGAAUGAUGCUGAAUGUCCCACCACGCUAAAUACGUCAUCUAAGGCUAAGCUGAACCAACGGUCUGAGUGUCCUUGGAAGUAUGAGAUAGAUCGCAAUCCGUUCAGGGAUCCCCAGGUCAUCCUUCAAGCCAGGCCACUCUGCAGAAGGUGUAUUGGUCAACACAGCCCGGACACCCGCUGCGAGACGUUGAAUGAAUGGAGAACAGUUCACAUCCAAGACGGACAAGGACAAAUGAGGAGGAGGAACCUCUUGGUCAAUGUUGGGAGCGUCUGCACUGCAAUCACACUCGCUCCGGGAUAAUUACGUUCUUA